This is a messenger RNA of Patella vulgata (common limpet), 2510 nucleotides long. Its product is annotated as GTP-binding protein 4. Gene Ontology annotation, cellular component: nucleolus. The coding region runs from base 59 to 1999 and encodes 646 amino acids. The transcript is spliced from 17 exons. Gene Ontology annotation, biological process: ribosomal large subunit biogenesis. NCBI's taxonomy places the organism in Eukaryota, Metazoa, Mollusca, Gastropoda, Patellidae. The record is from RefSeq and is a predicted model, not a curated record. Gene Ontology annotation, molecular function: GTPase activity; RNA binding; GTP binding.
UUUACCCCGGAACAGUCCUUUAAACACGUGGGGCAGAUUCUGUAGGAACUACAGCAAGAUGUCUCAGUAUAAUUUUAAGAAAAUAACGGUCGUCCCGACGGCCAAGGAUUUUAUUGAUAUUAUUUUGUCCAAAACCCAAAGAAAAACUCCAACAGUUGUUCACAGAGGUUACAAGAUAUCCAGAAUUCGAGGUUUCUACACAAGAAAAGUGAAGUUUUGUCAACAGAGUUACCAUGACAAACUAACAAUGAUUAUAACUGACUUCCCCAAAUUAGAGGAUAUACAUCCAUUUUAUGCUGAUUUAAUGAAUGUUUUAUAUGAUAAAGAUCAUUAUAAAUUAGCUCUUGGUCAGAUGAAUACAGCUCGACAUCUGAUAGACAGUGUAGCCAAAGAUUACGUACGAUUAUUAAAGUAUGGAGACAGUUUAUACAGAUGUAAACAGCUCAAAAGAGCAGCACUCGGAAGGAUGUGUACUAUAAUGAAGAGACAGAAACAGAGUUUGGAAUAUUUAGAAGAAGUUCGUCAACAUUUAUCCCGUCUGCCGUCAAUCGAUCCAAAUAACAGAACUUUAUUAAUCACAGGAUUCCCGAACGUCGGUAAAUCAAGUUUUAUUAAUAAGAUAACUCGAGCUGAUGUAGAAGUACAGCCGUAUGCUUUCACUACAAAAUCUUUAUACGUGGGUCACACAGAUUAUAAAUAUCUACGUUGGCAGGUAAUAGAUACCCCUGGUUUAUUAGAUCAUUCUCUAGAAGAAAGGAAUACCAUCGAGAUGCAGGCUAUAACAGCAUUAGCACAUAUUAGAGCUGCUGUUUUAUUUAUUAUGGAUAUAUCCGAACAAUGUGGUCAUUCACUCGAACAGCAGAUAUCAUUAUUUAAGAAUAUUAAACCAUUGUUUAGCAACAAACCAUUGAUUAUUGUUAUUAAUAAAAUAGAUAUACUUACUAUGGACGAUUUACCACCAGAGAAAAAAGAAUUAUUUAGUGAAUUUGAAGAUAGUUCUAUACCAAUAGUUUGUAUGAGUACAUUAACAGAGGUUGGUGUCAUGGAAGUCAGAAGUGAGGCCUGUGAUAGAUUGUUGAUACAGAGAGUUGAGUCAAAAAUUAGAAGUAAAAAAGUUCAAGGUGUUGCUCACCGACUUCGAGUAGCCAUGCCAGAAAAACGUGAUACCACGAAACGGCCAGCAUUUAUACCAGAAUCUGUAAAAGCCAAACGAGCAGCUAUGGAGAUUGAUGGUAAAAAAAGAAAACUUGAGAGAGAUAUUGAAUUAGAAAUGGGAGAUGACUAUAGUUUAGAUUUAAGAAAAACGUGGGAUUUAGCUAAUGAAGAAGAGAAGUACGAUGUUCUACCAGAAAUCUGGAAUGGACACAAUGUUGCUGAUUUUAUAGACCCUGAUAUCAUGACGAAAUUAGAAGAAUUAGAGAAAGAAGAAGAGUUACGAGAGAAGGCUGGUUUUUAUAAUGAUGAUACAGAAGAGGAAGAUGAGGAAAUGAAGGAUCUGAGGAAAACUGCCAGAAAGAUAAGACACAAGAGAAUGUUGAAGACGUUAGAAUCAAGAGAGAAGAAAGGAAUUAAAACUAAGUUUCCCAGAACUGGUAAAAAGGUUGAUAAAUCAGAUAUCGAGAACACAAUGGCUGAACUGGGAAUUGAUAUUCAAAAUAAAUCCAAGACUCACUAUGCGACACAGAAUAAUGAGAGAUCACGAAGUACAAGCAGACGAGCUAUUAAACGUAAACGUGAAGAAUCGGAAGCCCCACGUUCAGGAAGUAGAAGUGUUUCCCGUAAACGUGAGAAGUCUGCUCAUCGCACUCUAUCUAUUACACCCAGAGAUAAAUCAGGAAUGAGAGAUGAUAAGAUGGCUAAGAAGGCAAAGAAACUUGCCAAGGCAGCGGUAGGACCAAUGCACAGACAGGGAAUAUUCGAAACAGAUCGAAGAAUAGCAGUAAAGAAACCCAAACAUUUGUUCUCAGGAAAACGAAAAAUGAAAGCAGACAGACGUUAAUGGAUCAAAGGAUCGUUAAAAAAAAUAAAAUGACUGAAAAAAGAAAAAAAAAACAUUUUAAGAAAAUUUCCUGGGGGUAUUUUUUUUCCAUCCUUUCCUGUUCUCUGAAGCAAAGUUAAAGUAAAAGAUAUGACUGAAAAAAAUACAUUUUAAGAAAAAUUCUGGCUGCCACUUUAAGAUUUUGUUUGUUUCUUGAAGCUGAAGAAUAUGUAGGUCAUCGAACUUCAUUUUAACUUGUUCGAUUUGUGUCUUCAAAUAGUCAGGAUUAUUUAUUGAACUCGAGACCAUUGCCCUUGAAAAUUGAAAAUAAAAUAUUUUAAAAAUAAAACUUUUUCUCUGGCUAAGAUAAAAUUCUAGUAUGCCACUGAAAAAGAUUUAUGCUUAAAAUAUUUUAGUCAAUAACAAGAUGCGAGUCUUGUCAGUCAAAUGACCAGAGGGACUCCCCCAGCCCCUUCCAUGUUAUUAUAGUGCUGGUUAAGGACAAAAUAAAAUCAAUAAGAUCUAUACAUAA